This is a messenger RNA of Ascoidea rubescens DSM 1968, 5121 nucleotides long. RefSeq names its product type I sorting receptor. The coding region runs from base 1 to 5121 and encodes 1706 amino acids. Gene Ontology annotation, biological process: Golgi to vacuole transport; protein targeting to vacuole; Golgi to endosome transport. The transcript has a single exon. Lineage: Eukaryota; Fungi; Ascomycota; Saccharomycetes; Ascoideales; Ascoideaceae. The record is from RefSeq and is a predicted model, not a curated record. Gene Ontology annotation, cellular component: Golgi apparatus; membrane. Gene Ontology annotation, molecular function: protein binding.
AUGGUUUAUUUCAAUCGCAGCAUAGCAAAGACCUUGAUCUUGCAAUUGAUACUUGCAAUUGCUCCCCAGGCCUUUGCUGAUGGUUUCACGCCCAAGGUGUCCAUCACAAAAUUCAACCAUCUUUCUGAGAACCUACUCUACUUUGAUGAUUCAUCUGUCGCACUUACCUUGAACGACAAAAUACUAUACCAAACCAACAACGAUGGCAAAGAUUGGGAUAAUUUAAAUAAGGAGAUCUUCAACAACAAAAAAAUAGAAAAAAAAGAUCCAGAUUUCCAAAUUACCAAAUUGAUUAAAGAUCCCUUUUACAAGAAGAGAGCGUUUGCCUUAACUGAGACUUCAAAGCAUUUUUACACUCUAGACAAUGGUGACUCUUGGGAAUCCUUUUUUUUACCCAAGAAUGCCAAAUUGUCGUUAAUUGAUAUCAAAUUCAAUUCAAGGAAUAAAGACUAUUUAAUUAUAGAUUUUUUUGAUUGUGAUAAUGACGACGAUGGAGAUUAUGAUAAAUGCAUUCACAAGUUUUAUUAUACAAAGGACAAUCUAAACUCGGAUCCAAAUUUACUAUUCUCAAAUGAACACAUCUCCUUUUGCACCUUUACUCAUGAGUCUGAGUCCUUUAAAGAAGGCCCUGAUGAGGCAAUUUUAUGUCUUGAAUCUGUCAAAGAUUCUAAAAAUCGUUUCAAAAAUUCAAGAUUACUAUAUUCAGAAAAUUGGUUUAAAGAUAAAAAUGAUCCUCAAGUUAUAACAGAUGAAACCGAAUCCCUAUCCAACUCCUAUAUUUUUGAAAUUAAAGUCAUUCAAUCCUUUAUUGUCGUUAAAAGUUAUUCCGAUAAAUAUAAUAUUAAUUCUUCAGUUAAUUUAUUUGUUUCUAAAGAUGGUAAAACCUUCAAGAAAUCAAACUUUCCAAGUCAUUUGAUGAAUGAAAUGUUUACUUUUUUACCUUCCAAUGACGAGCAUUCUCUUUAUGUUUCUGUCUGGGGUUAUAAAUCAUCAAUUGAAGGUGAUUCAAGUGACGACGACGAUGACGAUGAUUAUGAUACAGGGUUGUCAUUUGGUUUUACCUUUAAAAACGUCAUCUCGGAUCUUUAUGUAUCAGACUCAAAUGGUAUCAAUUUUAAAAAAUUGGAUAAUUUUUAUAUCAAUAAAACUGAAAGCAAUUAUUUUGGCUUUUUCACACUCGAAAAAUCCUCAUUAGUUGAUGGGAUUUGGUUGGGUAAUUUAAUGGUUGGCUACGAUGAUAAUAAUUUCUUUUUUCCCAAAAUCAGAUCCGUUUUAUCUUAUGACGCUGGUCGUUCAUGGAAUUAUUUGAAUUUUACCAAAAAAGAAUCCGAUGAGUUCCCUGAUUCUGAUUGUAAUGGCGAUGAUGACAAUGAUUGUGUUUUAAAUAUUUUGACAACAAUGGUUAGAAAUGGCGAUGGAGGAUACGAAUCCGGGCCAACUCCGGGUAUUGUUAUCGGUUUAGGUAGUUACUCUAAAUCAUCUUCGUCUCUACUAAGUUCCGAGAUUUCUACUUUACAAACUUUUAUAUCAAGAGAUGGUGGUUUGAAUUGGAAACUAGCUUUGAAUGAUCCAUGCUUUUGUCAAUUUGGUGAUCAAGGCAAUGUAAUUCUUGCUGUUCCAUAUAAAGAAGGUACAACAAGUUCAAAGAAAAAAAAGGAUACUCUUUAUUACUCUUUGGAUCAAGGAGAUACCUGGGAAACUUUUGAAUUAGAAGAAUCUGUCCUGCCUUUAUUUUUAACCUCAACAAUCGACGGAACGUCAACAAAAUUCAUCUACGCUGCAAUUUCUAACCAUAAAUCAAACAGAAUAGAUGAUAUAAAUGCAAUUGAUGAUUCUUCCCUUGGCGCUCAAUUAUACAUUUAUUCUUUUGAUUUUCAAGAUGCAUUUUCCAAAAAAUGCGAGGAAAAUGAUUAUGAAGACUGGUUUGCAAGAAAAAGCUCUGAGGAUGAAGAACCAAAAUGUGUCUUUGGUCAUAAAGAAAAAUUUCAUCGAAGAAAACAAGAUGCUAAAUGUUUUGUCAACAAAUUAUUUGAAGAUGUUAAAGCCGAAGAUGUUAGAUGUGAAUGUAAAAGAGACGAUUACGAAUGUAAUGACGGAUUUAAAGAAAACUCAAAGGGAGAAUGUAAACCUGAUUUUAAGAUACUAAGAGAAUUGUGUUUAAACGAAAAUAACAAAAAUUUAGACAAAAAAUCUAAAAGAAAUCCUGAGGAUGAACAAAAUAUUAAAAUCAAAGCAGUUACUAAAAGAAUUAUACCUGGUGAUCAAUGUGAUCCAGAAGCCAAGGACUCAUUGAAAUUGACUGAAGAUGAUAAUUAUGUAAUUGAAUGCGGUAAAAUUCUUUCCCAAUCUUCAAAUGAUCUUAUCAAAAUCUCUGAAAAGGAAAUUUCAGGAGGAGUCGCUCAAUACUAUUAUCUCAAUCAAAGUCCUGAUAACUUGAAGGAUGAAACAAUUGUUGUGAGAACCACUACUGGAAAGGUUUAUAAAUCUCAUGAUGGAGGAUUAGAUUUUGAAGAAUUAAAGAUUAAAGAAAAAAUUAAAGACAUAAUUCUUGACCCAUAUUCUAAAGAUAAUGUUUAUCUAGUAAUUGAUGAUGAAGACAAAAUUUACAAGAGUACUACUAGGGGAAAAUUAUUUAAAAAAAUUGGAGUGCCAACUAAACUCAAUAGUUUUAAAAUUCCAUCACUAACGUUUAAUAAAAUGAACUCAGACCAUUUAAUUUGGACUGGUGACAGUAAAUCUUGCGAUGAUGAUUUUUAUGGCAGUGAUUGUUAUCCCGUGGCAUAUAUUUCCAAAAAUGGAGGCAAGAAAUGGAAUAAACUAUUAGAUAAUGUUAAAUACUGUGAUUUCAGCGGAUCAAUACUCGAAGACCAAUAUAAAAAUCUGGAUUUAGUUUAUUGUGAAAAAUACAAUGAAGAAGAAAGUAAUAAUGGACUAAAAAUUUACAAGCUAAUGUCAUCAAAGGAUUAUUUCAAAAAAGAUAAAAAAGUUUUAUUUGAGAGAAUUAUAGGGUUUGCUAUAGCUGAUGAAUUUAUUGUUGUUGCAUCUGUUGACGAUGAUAAUACAUCCCUAAAAGCACAUACAACAGUUGAUGGGAAUAUAUUUGCGAUAGCCGAAUUCCCAUACGAUUUCCAUGUUGAUAAACAACAAGCGUAUACGAUAUUGGAGUCGAUUAGUAAAAGUAUUUUCAUCCAUGUUACUACAAAUGAGAAAAGAGAAAGAGAAUUUGGUAGUAUAUUAAAAUCUAAUUCGAAUGGUACCUCAUAUGUAUUGAGUGAAAAUUAUGUUAAUAGAAAUGAGAUUGGAUUUGUUGACUAUGAGAAUGUUAAAGGCAUUGAAGGAAUUGAGAUUAUUAACGUUGUUUCCAAUUACCAAGAAGUGUUGGCAAAAAACAGUAAAAAAGAGUUGAAGAGUAAGAUCACGCAUAAUGAUGGAGGAGAAUGGAAUUAUAUUCAACCACCAUCAAUCAAUUCAAAGGGGGAGAAAUACAAAUGUAUUAAUGAAAAGAAAUCGUUACAUGAGUGUUCAUUGAAUUUGCAUGGAUACACUGAAAAAAUUGAUGGCCGAGAUACAUAUGGAUCUGGGUCAGCAGUUGGAAUGAUGGUAGCAGUGGGAAAUGUUGGUAAAACAUUGGAAGCAAUUGAGAACUGUUCUACAUUCAUGACUCGAGAUGGAGGAAUAACAUGGAAGGAGAUCCAUGAGGGAGUUUAUAGUUGGGAAUAUGGAGAUCAGGGAAGUAUAAUUAUACUAGUUAAAGAUAAUGAAGUUGAUAAUAAAUUUAUUUAUUCGCUAGACGAGGGAGAACGGUGGUUUGAAUAUGAAUUUAGCGAAGAGAAUGUUAAGAUUAUUGAUAUUGCGACCAUACCAUCCGACACAUCUAGAAAGUUUAUUUUAAUUUGUGAUAUAGAAAAAAAAGAAGGUGGGUUUGAAAUUGAUUCCAAGAUAUUUACAAUUGAUUUUAGUGAUGUUCAUGAGAGGCAAUGUAAGUUAGAUUUGGACAAUCCAGAUGAAGAUGAUUUUGAGUAUUGGUCACCAAAGCAUCCGUUUAUUGCUAACAAUUGUUUAUUUGGACAUGAAGUUCAAUAUCUUCGAAGAGUUAGCGAUAAUUCUGAUUGUUUUAUUGGAAACGCACCAUUAAGAGAGGCGUAUAAAGUGUUAAGAAACUGUUCGUGCAGCCGGCUAGAUUAUGAGUGUGAUUAUAAUUAUGUAAAGAGUAAUGACGGGACAUGUAAGUUGGUUGCUGGGCUAGAAGGCAAAGACCCAAUGGAAGUGUGUCAUAAAGAAGAUGUGUUUGAAUAUUUCAAGGCCACCGGGUAUAGAAAAUUACCAUUAAGUACAUGUGUUGGCGGUAAAGAGUUUGAUAAGUUCGAAGCAAUCGCGUGUCCAGGAAAGGAAAAAGAGUUUAAUAAAGCACACAAGAGUGGAUUAAGUGGACUCAAUUUAUUGAUUGUGGUGAUUGUACCUCUAUUGAUGUUUUUAUUAAGUGCUUGGAUAGUUUAUGAUAAAGGAAUUCGAAGAAAUGGAGGAUUUGCAAUGUUUGGACAAAUCAGGCUAGGAGAUGAUGAUGAGGAAAAUGGAUUGGGUGGAUUUCAAAGAGUUGAUGAUACCAAGAUGGAUAAAGUUAUAAAUAAAAUAGUGGAUAUUGGAUUUAUAAUAUUUACAUCAGUGGUUUCAUUACAAUAUUUUAUCCGAAAUAAUUUGAUCAAAAAAUUAGUGGGAUCAAGAAGCGGUGGUAUUGGCAGAAAUCGCAGUAAUUACAGAAGAUUAUUUGCCGAGGGAACAUAUGAGGACGUUAUAAGCAAUGAGAACUUUGAUGGAGAGAUAGGGGACAGCGAUGAAGACAGCUUGCUAGGGCUGGGAAACGACGAAGAUGCCAAUGAGAUUGACAGUCUAUUUGAGAAUAGCAUUGGGUAUGACCAGGACUCUGAAAUACAGCACGCUACAGAACUACAUGAACAUGAUGAUCAUGAAUAUGAUGACCAUGAACAUGAUGACCAUGAAGAAGCGAAUAAUAAUCCUGCCUCGUUGAGCCCCAUAUCAAUACCAGUGCCUGCUCCAGCAGCACAAAAACCCAAAAAUGAUAACAUAUUUGGCAAUAAAAACGAUUCCCGCGAGCCAUUGUGA